UUUCUGUGCCUGUGUCUGCCUCAUAACUCUGCAGCACAUCACCGCCGUGUGUCAGGAGCGCAAAAAUGCAAACCAUACGGUCAUUUUUUAUCCCCAACUGGUCGUCUGAUGUACGCCUGGAUGGGAAGACGGCUGUCAUCACGGGGGCCAACACGGGAAUCGGCAAAGAGACGGCUAAAGACCUCGCUGCCAGAGGUGCACGAGUGAUUCUGGCGUGCAGAGACAUGGCCAAGGCGGAGCAGGCAGCCAAAGAAAUCAUGAGGGAGGUGCCGUGCCCCAAAGUCGUUGUCAGGCAUCUGGAUUUGUCUGACACUAAAUCUAUCUGCCAGUUUGCUGAGAGUAUCUACAACAGCGAGAAGGCCCUGCACUACUUGAUCAACAACGCCGGUGUGGCGAUUUGUCCUCACGCCACCACCGUGGACGGAUUUGAGAUGCAGUUUGGAGUCAAUCACUUGGGUCAUUUUUUCCUCACCUUCCUGCUGUUGGACUUGCUUAAGUACUCAGCUCCUUCCCGGGUCAUCAACCUGUCCUCCAUUGCUCACACCAUGGGCAGGAUCCGCUUUGACGACCUGGCUGGGGAGAAAAACUACCAUCCUGUGAGAGCCUACGCUCAGAGCAAGCUGGCCAACGUCUUGUUUACCAGAGAGUUGGCGAAAAGGACAGAGGCUCUAGGAGUGACUGUGUAUUCGGUGGACCCUGGUGCCGUGAACACGGAGAUAACGAGACACGUCACUAAGCCUCUAUCGACCGUCAUCGGAAUGGUUGCUUCAAUGAUCAAGACGUCGGCAGAAGGAGCCUACACCACCAUCUACUGCGUGGUCACACCUGAGAGUCAGCUGCACAACGGCGGACACUACAAGGACUGUGCUUACAACAAGAGCUGCAGAGCGGGUCAAGAUGACGGCACUGCUUUAAAGCUGUGGGCGGCCAGCUGCCACCUGCUUAACAUCCGCUGGAGAUGAUCACCCAAAUAUUGAAACUUGUACUUUUACUGCAAACGUCACGCUGAGAGAGUUUCUGUUGUACUCCAAGGCUGACUUUGCCAGUGACCUAACAUUAAAAAGUAUUAUUG
This is a messenger RNA of Entelurus aequoreus (snake pipefish), 1072 nucleotides long. RefSeq names its product retinol dehydrogenase 12-like. The coding region runs from base 66 to 962 and encodes 298 amino acids. The record is from RefSeq and is a predicted model, not a curated record. The transcript has 7 exons. NCBI's taxonomy places the organism in Eukaryota, Metazoa, Chordata, Actinopteri, Syngnathiformes, Syngnathidae.